AUGAUUAACAGAUCUACAACCGCUCCGCCAACUUCAUCACUAACAUGGGACGAUAUCAAAGAUAUACACCCUAGAAUCAAACUAGCUAAAUCAGUGAAAAGAUUGUGUGAAAUUUUAAGUGAUAGAUAUGCCAAAGAGAAUGAAACCUGUAUCUGUUUCCCUUCAUACACAGUAGCGAAAAGAUGUAGAGAAUAUAUUGCUGUGAAAGUCACUAGAGCUUCAACGACAACGACUCCUCCUAAGGUUAGGAUUUUGCAAUUGGCUACUUCUAAACCAAAGGAUUCUAAUGAGAUGGCAUUCAAGAGGGAAUGUAAGAUUGCUGUAGUGUUCACAAAGAGGGAAUUUGAACCAUUGAUGAUGGAAUAUUGGAGAUUAUCAGGUGAAAUUAUUUCGGAGUAUUUGGCUGAAUAUGUAUUGCAUGAAUUGUUUAUGUUAGAAAAAUCAACGAGGACAACAAUACCUCAUUCCAUUGGGGAAGAAAAUGAUAAUGAUGAUGAGAAGGAAUUCAUUGAAUCGAGAUAUGGUAGGAAUUUCAAUUUUACAUUCACUGAUAGAGCGAAGAGUUUAAUUAAGAAGAGAAUUACUAAGAAUGUUAUGGAUUCUGAUUAUGAUCAUGAUCACGAUGAUGAAAACGAAAAUUAUCACUUUAAUGAUCGUAAUAAUGGUAACAAUAUGUCGACAUUUUUAGAUACCCAUAUUAAUGGAAAUAAUAAUAAUAGUAAUAGUCAGGGCUUUGAUGAUAGAGAAGAUGAAGAAGAACCAACGCCGUAUAUCCAUUCCACUAUACCAGCAGAACCAAUUGACAUGGAUGAAACAUUACCGCUAGCAAAUGAUGAACGAACCCAUACUAACAACACAAACGGCACAGUUUCUCGUACCGUAUCAGAUAUCGAUACAAAUCAUAUAUCUACCAGCAACAUGAGAAGUAAUAGUUUCGAUACCGAUAAUGGCAGUGGAGGGAAUUCCAUUCCAUUAAAUCCAGAGACAGAUGUUUAUUUAUUCACAAGUGGAAUGGCUGCAUUAUUUACAGCACAUAGGUUAUUAUUACAUUUUGAUUCCCAAAGGGUGGAUAGGUUAAGAUACUCUAUAACUGAUGACUCUACUCCAAGUCCUAAUGGUACGUUUAAUAAUAGAUUGAUUGGGUAUGGUAGUCCGUACAAGGAGACAGUAAUGUUUGGAUUUCCAUCUGUGGAUACAUUAGAAGUAUUACAAAAAUUCAACCAUACACAUUUCUUAUCUGAUAAUGAUGAAGAAAAUUCAGCAAUGAGCAAAUUGAAGGAAAUAUUACAUUCCGGUGAACAAAUCCUAGCUGUUUUCAUUGAAGCUCCAUCAAAUCCAUUAUUGAAAAUGGGUGACUUAAUUGAAUUGAAAAGGUUAUCUGAUAUGUAUGGAUUUUUCAUUAUUGUGGAUGAAACGAUAGCUGGGUUUGUCAAUAUUGAUGCGAUAAUACAUGCUGAUAUUAUUUGUAGUUCUCUAACUAAAGUGUUUACUGGUGAUUCUAACGUUAUUGCUGGUUCAAUGGUCUUAAAUCCCAUGAGCAAGAUUUAUGAUUUUGCUAAACGAUUCUUAAGUUUUCCAGAUGGAUUUGAAGAUUGUCUAUGGUGUGAAGAUAUUCUUUAUCUGGAAAAAAAUUCAAGAGAUUUUCUUUCCAAGACAACUAGAAUCAAUAAUACUACUGAAUAUUUAGUUAAUACGGUUUUAUCUCCAUAUGUUGGUAAAAAGGAAGCAAACGGUAAAUUAUUCAAGAAAAUAUAUUAUCCAACGACAACGUCAAAGGAAACUAAGAUGUGCUAUGACGCAAUUAAAUGUAAAACAUAUGGUGGUUAUGGUGGAGUAUUUUCCAUUACGUUCCAUGACAUAGAGAAGGCUAAAUUAUUUUUUAAUAAUUUGAAACUAUCAAAGACAAUCUCGCUAGGGUCUAAUUAUACUACAGUGUGUCCAUAUACGGUUUUGAAGCAUGGUGAUGAACUGGAAAAAGUUUCGGAGUAUGGAUUAGAUGAAACCCUGAUCCGAGUUUGUGUUGGCUUAGAAAACAAAACGUCAUUGAAAGAAAAUUUUAGUAGAGCUAUAGAGAAAACAAUGAAUAAUUAG
Messenger RNA from Naumovozyma dairenensis CBS 421, 2091 nucleotides. RefSeq names its product putative cystathionine gamma-synthase. The transcript has a single exon. The record is from RefSeq and is a predicted model, not a curated record. Gene Ontology annotation, molecular function: cystathionine gamma-synthase activity; pyridoxal phosphate binding. Lineage: Eukaryota; Fungi; Ascomycota; Saccharomycetes; Saccharomycetales; Saccharomycetaceae. Gene Ontology annotation, biological process: transsulfuration. Bases 1 to 2091 code for a protein of 696 amino acids.